Molecule: messenger RNA, 1796 nt
Organism: Amaranthus tricolor (Joseph's coat)
Lineage: Eukaryota; Viridiplantae; Streptophyta; Magnoliopsida; Caryophyllales; Amaranthaceae
Exons: 12
Coding region: 148-1281 (377 amino acids)
Biological process (GO): aspartate family amino acid biosynthetic process
Molecular function (GO): aspartate kinase activity; homoserine dehydrogenase activity
Source: RefSeq, a predicted model, not a curated record
ACACCUCUAAACAUGAAACACCCGUGAAUAGCCUCCUCAUUCAAUACGCUGCAGAACCCCAACAUUCCAACUUCCAAACUUCAGAGAAUCCAUCCAUCUUCAAUCUUCAAUCUUCAAUCCUCAAUCUUCAAUAAAACAGAGAGUAAAAUGAAGAGCAUUCCAGUAAUAUUAAUGGGAUGCGGAGGUGUUGGCAGACAACUUCUUCAACACAUUGUAUCUUGCAGAGUCAUCCAUGCACAAAAUCAUGGAGUAAGAUUGAGAGUGGUUGGUGUUGCUGACAGCAAAUCUUUGCUUUCUGUACCUGAUAUUUUCACUACUGAGCUUGAUGAUCAUUCAAUCAAUCAAAUUUGUCAACUUAAAUCUGAUGGCUUUUCUCUUUCUUCUCUCUCAUCUCUUGGUGACUACCAAGUAUUUUCCAAUUCUGAGACUAUUGCUAAUAUUACUGAGAUUGCAAAGCAUUUGGUUCGAUCCACAGGAUUAGUUGUUGUAGAUUGCUCUGCUACUUCAGACACUAUUGGUAUAUUACAGCAAGUGGUUGGUUUGGGUGGGUGCAUUGUACUGGCAAAUAAGAAGCCUCUGACAUCUUCACUGGAGGAUUAUGAUAAGUUGGUGUUACACCCACGUCGUCUUCGACACGAAUCAACUGUUGGUGCUGGUCUUCCAGUCAUAGUGUCCAUUAACCGCUUGAUUUCAUCUGGGGACACCAUCGAUCGUAUUGUAGGCAGCUUGAGUGGUACAUUGGGGUAUGUUAUGAGUGAAUUAGAAGAUGGGAAACCACUUAGCGAAGUCGUGAGAACUGCGAAAACACUUGGUUACACUGAACCAGAUCCUCGUGAUGACUUGGGUGGAAUGGAUGUUGCAAGAAAGGCUUUAAUUAUCGCACGACUUCUCGGACAACGAAUUGAAUUGGACAGCAUUAAGGUUGAAAGUUUAUAUCCUGCUGAAAUGGGACCUAAUUCAAUGAGCGUGGAAGAAUUUCUCGCUAAUGGUGUUCCACAACUUGACGACCAUCUUGCAGAAAGAGUUGAUAAAGCUUCUAUUCGUGGGAAUGUGCUUCGUUAUGUCUGUGUGAUUGAGGGCUCUAGGUGUGAAGUUGGAGUUCAGGAACUUCCCAAAAACUCCGCCUUGGGAAGACUGAGAGGAAGUGACAAUGUGUUGGAGGUGUAUAGCAGGUGUUACAGCAAACAGCCAUUGGUCAUCCAAGGUGCUGGAGCUGGCAACGACACCACAGCAGCCGGUGUCCUUGCUGAUAUUCUCGACCUUCAGGAUCUAUUUACUUGAUCAAAAACAUCCCUUUUAAUUACUGAUUAGUACGGGUGAUAUCACUUGCGGUAACACCAAGUUGGAGUUUCCAGGAAAUGGCAAAUUACAUGGCUUUUGAGGUACUACCGCAUAGAAUAAGAGUAGUCGGGGAAGAAUGACUUAGGAGCAUUUUAUUUAAUCCAAUGUAAUCAUUUAUGGUCUGUUCGGUAUCAUUGCCAGUUAGCUAAAUUUCGGUUUUGUCAAGUUUCUAAAGUUUUAGAUUGUAUAACCAACUUAAAAUUAGUAUACAUGUACUUAUGAAAGAAUCACACAUUAUUUCCAAUAACGAAAAUUUUUGUGAAAGACGGUCUCUUUAAGAGACUAUCAAUUUGGGCCGAUCCAUACGUAUUUUUUAAAAUAUUGUAACUAGACAUUAAAAAUAAUGUAAGUAGACAUUUAAGAUAUUGAAAGUAGGCAUUAAGAAUACAAUAAGUAAGCAUUAAAAAUAUGAUAAGUAGGUAUUAAUCUUUAAUGAGCUGGAUUUGAGAUACGUC